Molecule: messenger RNA, 3197 nt
Organism: Cynara cardunculus var. scolymus (artichoke)
Lineage: Eukaryota; Viridiplantae; Streptophyta; Magnoliopsida; Asterales; Asteraceae
Product: nitrate regulatory gene2 protein
Exons: 7
Coding region: 297-2588 (763 amino acids)
Source: RefSeq, a predicted model, not a curated record
UGCAUGAACGAACCACGCUUUCUCCAAUCGAUUCUUCCGGCCGCUCAAAUUUGCUCUAUCCCUCUUCCAUAAUCGUAACUUAUUCCAGCCUGAAUUUGACGUCAAGCACGAUUGAUCUAUCAGUUGGAUUGGAGUUGCUGAUACUGAUUUUUCGCAAUCCCGAUUUUGUUCUGUAUAAGGUGUUCUUUUAAUCGAAUGUAGAAGAAUCAGUUGGAUUUGGAACUUUCUCACGGAAGAAGUCCAUGUGCGGAUAGAAAUCCAGGAAGCUGCCCAAGAGCAAAGAUAGGUCUGGACGGAUGGGUGCUACAAGCUCAAAAGUGGAAGAAGAUAAGGCUCUUCAGCUAUGCCGUGAACGGAAAAAGUUUGUUGGGCGAGCGCUUGAUGGUAGAUGUUCACUUGCAGCCACCCAUUUUACUUAUAUAGAGUCUCUAACAAUUAUCGGAAAUGCGUUAAAGAGAUUUAUUGAACCUGAAGCUCCAAUGGAAUCCUCCUUGUACACUUCCAAUAGUGCAACACCAGAGCCACUCACAUUCAUCGAGAAAUCGCUUUCACAGCUCUCUUUCUCCUCAAGCAUGUCGCAACAUGUAGGUGCAGCUGGAAACAGAUCUCCAUCUCCUUCACCGCCAACCUCCAACCGGUACCAUGCAAAUCAUAUGAAGAUAAGAGGUUCAUUUUCAAGAAAAGUUGAAGAGAGGCCAUCUGUGCCAGUCAUGGGUUCUAUAACUUCUUCAAGUACCCCAAUGAACAACACUCAUCCUAUAGAUGAACCUGAAAUCCCAUCUGACGCAACUCCCGUGCUUCCUGAAACUCAACCUUGGGACUAUUUUGGUCUGCCCCAUCCGAUCGACAAUGAUUUUUCUUCACAAGAAGCGAGGGAAUUGAAUCAAGGGUUGGAAAAUUACACUGACAUGCAAAGGCCAAGGGAAGAUGAAGGGGUUCCUGAAAUGGAAGACAAAGAAGAAAAAAGUCCAUCCCAAGGGAGUGGAGAGGCUCAAGAAUCAGAAGACGAGUUCGAUGAGCCAUCUACGGAUGGGUUGAUUCGAAGUUUUGCAAAUGUUAAUAGGAUAGCAGAUAAUGUUAGUGGGACUGCUUUACCUUCCAUGUCCUCUGCAGAAAGCAUGACAUCACAAACUGAAAUUUUGAAUGGGGAUAAGUGCAAUUCUCCUCAACUGUCACCACUAAAGAGAAAAAGUUCUGGUGUCAGCAAUGUUGCAACUCCUCAAGAUGAAAAGAUCCAAACGGUAAAAGAAGGUCCCGAAAAUAAGGCUGUACCUAAAGAUCUUAUUUCAAGCAUGAGAGAUAUUGAACACCUCUUUAUUAGAGCUUCCGAGUGUGGAAGAGAAGUUCCAAGAAUGCUUGAAGCCAACAAACUCCACUUUCGACCAAUUUUCCCGGAGAAAGAACGUGGGUCAUUCACUUCAAAAAUUUUAAAAGCAUGUCUUGCUUGUGGGGAUGAUCCAAGCCAAGUACAGGAAGAACCUGCUCAAAAUGACACGAAGUACUUAACAUGGCAUCGGGCAACAUCAUCUCGUGCUUCAUCCUUCAGGCAUGAUCCCAGUGCCAACAAUAGAGAAAACCAAGAGGAUCUUGCCAAUAGCCUUUUUGAUAACUUCUGCAUGAAUGCAGGAAGCCAUGCUUCAACUUUGGAUAGGCUGUAUGCAUGGGAGAAGAAGCUUUAUGAUGAAGUUAAGGCAAAUCAGAUGAUCAAAAAGGUGUAUGAUCAGAAGCGCAAACUUCUAAGGGAAUUAGAAUCCAAUGGAGAAAGUUCUAGUAGGAUCGAUAAGACUCGUGCAAUCGUCAAGGAUCUACACUGGAGAAUUGGAGUUGCCAUCCACAGGAUCGAUUCGAUAUCCAGAAGAAUCGAGGAUCUAAGAGACAAAGAGCUUCACCCCCAACUUGAGGAGUUGAUUGAAGGGUUGAGGAGGAUGUGGGAAGUAAUGCAUGAAUGUCAUAAGAGUCAGUUCCUCAUCAUAGCAGCAGUACAAAACAAUGCACACACCAAAGUCUUGCUACAAUCGGACUCCGGUCACCAGAUUACCGUCUAUCUUGAAAGCGAAUUGAGUACUUUGUCUUCAAGUUUUACAAAGUGGAUCGGUGCACAAAAAGCUUACGUUCAAUCUCUAGAUGGGUGGCUUCACAAGUGUGUCCCUCUCCAGCAAUCCACCAGGAAAAAAAGACGAAACCAACCGUCUUUAAGAGACUACGGGCCUCCCAUAUACGUCACCUGUGGUGUCUGGCUUGAUAAGCUCGAAAACCUACCAACCAAAGAAGUCUCGGAUUCCAUAAAGGAUUUAGCUGCUGAAAUCGAUCAUUUCUUACCCCAACAAGAAAAAGGCCAAGGAGUUCAUCAUCGUUCAAUGCCAUGGCAGCAUGUUAACAAGAAAGAUGAUCCGGCAGGGGUGAAUUUGUUACGAGAGGAAGUUUCAGAAGACCGGAAUGUAAGUUUUGAUCGUUUAAGGUCGCGAUUGGAGGCUUUUCUUGCACAGUUGAGCAAGUUUUCAGGGUUAUCUGUGGAAAUGUUUACUGACCUCCAGAAGGCCAUUCAAGAGAAGAAGAGCAGGUAUGCCCAAAUUCACUCUCAAUCUUAGUAGUGAACAAAAACCCGAUGAAAUAAACUACAAACGGAAUAAAUCAUUGGACAAAUAUACCAGAAACGUAUGCAAAAAUAAGAUAUUUGGUGAUUUGAACAUGGAAAAAGGAAUAACGGAAUAAAACCGAAGAGCUGAUUACAUGGUUAAGUGAGUUGGAGUUGGUAUAUGAUCAUAAUAUAGUAUUGAUUUAUAUAGAAGUCGGUGGUUGUCGAUUUGGUCUGUGAAACGUAGGAACCUGUAUAGCGUCUUUAAAGGAGUCUUGUGUACAAAUUCGGCCCUGGUGCUGAUAGUUUUUCCAUUGCAUUUUGUCAACUUAAGUGUAUUGCAAAUCUGUAGAUCUUUUGCAUCUGUUGCAUUACGAGUUGGAGUGGGAUAUUCAUCAUUCAUGUUGUGUGUGUGUGUGUUGGGAAAUAACUGGUCCUGAAAGCAUAUCAUUGUGAGAAAACAAGUGAAUCAUUCGUUGGGUUCAUGUGAGAAAGAUGUCAAGAUUUCUUGAAUUUGUGUAAACCACAGUAGACGUCAUAUGAAAACAAGAUCUCUUGAAUUUAGAGGACAUUACAUACGUUAUUACAAACGGAAUCAUGAUAUGCAUAUCUUUGAAGAUUA